AUGCCCAUCCUACCGGAGCCCCCUCUACCUCCGGGACUCAACCUUGAGGAAACGAAGGUCCCGUCUCUUGUGUCUGGAUUUGUUGUAACCUGGGUGCUUGGAUUGAUAUGUGUGGCACUUCGACUCUCUGCUCGAAGGCUAAUCAACAAUAAUUUGUGGUGGGAUGACUGGCUCAUUAGUGUUUCACCAGUAUUUUCAGCAGGCUUCAUGCUUGACGUAUUAUGCUACAUGACUAUGAGGGGUGGCUUCGGCAAGCACAUCUGGGCAGCCCCAAAAGACGGAAUCAGAGUCUACUUCAUAGGCUUAUUUAUUGCUCAACACUUCUACACAGUCACCAUGAGUUUGAUCAAAUGCUCAAUCCUCGCUUUUUACUGGCGUCUCUUCAACCCCCGGCGUUCUACGCGACGGCAGAUUUGGAUACUAUUCUCCGUUGUUUGUGUCUGGGGGGUUACUAGCUUUCUCCUGACCAAUUUUCAAUGUAUACCAAUAGCAGCCUUCUGGCGCAGAUUCGACCCAAACGACAACAUCACCAAGGAUUCAUACGUCUGCCCCAUCAGAAUCCAUCACUUCUUUAUUGCAACGUCGAUUCCGAACAUCACCACCGACAUCUUCAUGCUCCUCAUUCCGCUGCCAUGCAUUUGGAGCUUACAGUUGUGCCGGCCGCAGAAAAUUGCGCUCCUCGGCAUCUUUGCAUUGGGUCUUUUCAUCACUGCGAUAUCGUUUAUAAGGCUAUCUCACACGCUUAGCCUGAACUUUAAGAGUAUGGAUGUUACGUGGGAUUUUACAGAGGGAAUGCUGUGGACGGGUAUCGAAGUCAACGCGGGCAUCGUUUGCGCCUGUCUUCCUUCAUUAGCACCAAUGGUCAAUUUCUUUAUCUACAAGACCGUCUCGGGAAGCUCACUACACCAUACGUCUGGAGCACAAUCUGGUACUACUACUGUAGGUGGUCUCGGGGAGUUUCGGGGCGUAUCGCGAUUUGAUUUGUCUACCGGCGAGUCUGAUACGAGGCCGGAUACUGAACACGAGUUUGAGUUGGUUCAGAUUGACGAUGAGAGUCACAACGGAACCGGUUCACGGCGGCGGCCGUUGAGUCAAGUUAUAGUGACGAAAGAAUUUGAAUUUCAGGUCGACUAUUACAAGUAG
Pochonia chlamydosporia 170 is the source of this 1143-nucleotide messenger RNA. RefSeq lists its product as hypothetical. Lineage: Eukaryota; Fungi; Ascomycota; Sordariomycetes; Hypocreales; Clavicipitaceae. The record is from RefSeq and is a predicted model, not a curated record. The coding region runs from base 1 to 1143 and encodes 380 amino acids. The transcript has 7 exons.